CGAUAGCAUGCGUAAUCCUGCAAGACUUUCCACCGUCAACGGCGCCCCCCUGCAGGUACGUGAGAAACUCCAUGAAUACAGCAACAAAAUCCCCAAUUGACCUCCAUUGAUAGGCUCUGCGUUCAAACCAAGAAGAAAACAAUCCCCUCUACAACUGUUUAUGGUAUUUUUCUAUGCAUUGUUUGAUUCUUUACCAAUUCAAACCCACCUCAUGAACCCAAUUCGCUCCGACGAAUAUCCAUCAAUGACAUCACGAACCCACUUCUCGAAUCACCUCGCAAGACGCCCCCCCAUUAAAAACCCUUUUCAAUCCUCAAGGAGAAGACCCAUCGAAUUCCCUGUGAAAACCCAUUUCAAAAACUGCCCGGAAUUCCCAUGGCUUCCAGUGGCGGUUCGUAUUCCAACGGUGGUUCGUAUACCAACGGCGGUUCAUAUACCAACGGCGGUUCGCAUUCCAAUGGCUGUUUGGAUUUCAAUGGCUGUUCUGGCCUGUCGGUUACCAUCCCCGUUGGCUCCACAUUCACUUCCCCUUUCGAGGAUUCGCCUCGGUCUGAAGAUGAGGCCCGGAAGCCACUCAGCCUGUGGCCCGGAAUGUACCAUUCGCCCGUGACGUAUGCCUUGUGGGAAGCCAGGUCUAGAAUCUUCGACAGACUCUAUUCCCCUAACGAUGAUGCCCCUCCACAGAGCCAGUUGCGAACCAGGACUCCGUUUCACAGCCGAACUACGAUCCUGUAUAAUUUCUCAACUGAUUAUAUAUUGAGAGAGCAGUAUAGGGAUCCUUGGAAUGAGGUCAGGAUGGGGAAAUUGCUUGAAGACCUUGAUGCCCUUGCCAGCACCAUCGCAUUCAAGCACUGUUCUGAUGAAGAUAGCUUGACAAGGCCACUCUUGUUGGUCACUGCUGCUGUGGAUAAGAUGGUGCUGAAAAAGGCACUCAGUGUUGCUGUUGAUCUCAAAAUGGGUGGCGCAGUUAUAUGGGUUGGACGGUCGUCAAUAGAGAUUCAACUGGAAGUCACUCAGCCCACAUUUGGGAAGUCUGAUGCUUCGGAACCAAUAGCUCUCACAGCCAAUUUCAUAUUCGUUGCCCGUGAUUCUAAGACAGGGAAAGCUGCUCCAGUGAACCGACUCUUUCCAGAAACUGAACGAGAGAAGUUGCUUUGCGAAGAAGCAGAAGCAAGACAGGAAUUGAGAAAACAGAAGAACGUUAAUGACAGGAAGGAGAUUGAGAAUGGAGAAGUAAACAGACUCGAAGCUUUAUUGGCCGAGGGACGCAUGUUCUGUGACAUUCCUGCCUUGGCAGAUAGAGACACCAUCCUUCUUAGGGAUACACGCCUUGAGAACUCUUUGAUUUGCCAGCCACAACAGAGAAACCUCCACUGUCGCAUCUUUGGAGGGUUUUUGAUGCACCGAGCUUUUGAAUUGGCUUUCUCAACAGCUUAUGCUUUUGCUGGGAUGAUGCCAUGCUUUCUAGAGGUUGAUCAUGUUGAUUUCUUAAGACCUGUGGAUGUUGGUGAUUUCUUGCGUUUCAAAUCGUGCGUCUUGUUCACUGAAUUCGAGAAUACAGAUCAGCCUCUGAUUAAUGUUGAGGUUGUUGCUCAUGUUACAAGGCCCGAGCUCAGGUCUAGUGAGCUAUCGAAUAAAUUCUAUUUCACAUUCACUGUUUGCCCGGUGGCAAAGGCACAGAACAACGGAUUGAAGAUUCGGAAGGUGGUUCCAGCUACAGAGGAGGAAGCACGAAGGAUUCUGGAGCACAAACAGAUGGUGAGCCGUUCCCCAAAGAGAGAAAGCAAGAAGGCUGGUUGUUAUAGGGUUUAGAUGAAGUAGUACAAUAAACAGCUGGUAUGCUACGUUAAAUUGGGUUUAAAUUUUGUUCUGAAUGUUGUUCCUGCGAAGUUCCCUCCCCUUACCCUUCUGCUCUUCCCCUCACCUCUGUCCUUUCUCCGCAAAACCAGUCACCAUUUGCUCGUAACUGUUCUCAGAUUUCUUCUAUGGCUGUAGUCUGAUGCUAUUGACCGCGAUGGUGCAUGUUGCGCCCACGCUGCACAACCACCCCGACCAAGUAAAGUCCGAUCUAUACCUGUGGUGGAGGCUACUUUUUACGAAGAUCAAGACGGCUUGGUGGAGCUCUUAAGGCUAGAGACAUGGAGAGAGCCGUUUUUUUCCUUUUUGUUAGUAACUUCUUUCGUCCCUGUGUGGAGGUUUUGUUUUGUGUUUUUCUUGUAAUAAUACAUCCUGCGUGGAGGUUUGUGGUCUAACCUUUGUGGUUGCUUUCUCCUCCUUGCAUGGAGGCGUCUUCUCUCUGGAGAGUUUUAUUGUACGCCAACGUACUUUAUUGUCCGAUACUAUAGCGGUGGUUCAAUA
Rhododendron vialii is the source of this 2358-nucleotide messenger RNA. RefSeq names its product acyl-coenzyme A thioesterase 2, chloroplastic-like. Lineage: Eukaryota; Viridiplantae; Streptophyta; Magnoliopsida; Ericales; Ericaceae. Bases 376 to 1812 code for a protein of 478 amino acids. Gene Ontology annotation, biological process: acyl-CoA metabolic process. The record is from RefSeq and is a predicted model, not a curated record. Gene Ontology annotation, molecular function: fatty acyl-CoA hydrolase activity. The transcript is spliced from 5 exons.